Metarhizium album ARSEF 1941 is the source of this 1197-nucleotide messenger RNA. Its product is annotated as DNA-directed RNA polymerase III subunit RPC6. The record is from RefSeq and is a predicted model, not a curated record. Gene Ontology annotation, cellular component: RNA polymerase III complex. The coding region runs from base 1 to 1197 and encodes 398 amino acids. Gene Ontology annotation, biological process: transcription by RNA polymerase III. The transcript has 2 exons. NCBI's taxonomy places the organism in Eukaryota, Fungi, Ascomycota, Sordariomycetes, Hypocreales, Clavicipitaceae.
AUGCCUGCCUCAGCGGCACCCGUCGCCGCGGGCGGGAACGGCAGCGGGAGCGAGAGCGAGUCGGACGCCGCCAAGCUCGCCGUCUGGAAGGAAGCCCUGUACGAGCGGUGCAAGGAGGCCGGCCCGGGCAACGACCUGUUCUCGCAAGACGACCUGCUGCGACUCGACGUCAUCCCCAACAAGGACCUGCUGCUGCUGGCGCGGGUGGUGCAGUCCCUCAGCGACGACAAGCUCUUCAUCACCAUGAGAGAGGCCAGCGGCCAGGUCCUCUGGAAGUGGCGAGACGCGCAAGAGGCACACAAAUACAAGCAGUGCUCCACCGACGAGCAGGUCAUGGUGUAUUCGCUCGUCGACGACUCGGGCGGCGACGGGAUAUGGUCGCAGACCCUGCAGAAACGACUCAACAUGCACGACAGCGUGCUGAAGAACGCGCUCAAGCAGCUCCAGGCCAAGGGCCUCAUCGCGCCGUUCAAGAACGUCGAGCACCCCAACAAGAAGAUGUACAUCAAGGCCUCGAUCCGGCCCAGCGACCGCGCGACCGGCGGUCCGUGGUACACGGACCAGAACCUCGACGAGGCCUUCAUCGAGGAGCUGCAGCGCGUCGUGUUCGACUUCGUCAAGCGCCAGAGCGGGUACCGGAGCACCCACGGCGGCGGUGCCGCUGUCGCCGGCGGCAGAAGCCAGGCGCCCGCCAAGGGCGUCAUCAGGGGCAAGAAGCGCGACGCGAGCGAGAUGAGCAGGCCGCCUGCCAAGGCCGCCAGGACGUCUGCCGGCGCCUCGGCUCCGAGACGGGAGGCGGCUCUGUUGCCUCUCCCUGCGGGCUACACGGCGUACCCGACCGUUCGAGACAUUGCUCGUCUCUUGUCGAGCAGUGGCAUCACAAACAAUACCAUCUUGUCGGAGGAGGAUGUCAAGAAGCUUGUGGACGUGCUGGUGUGGGAUAACCUCAUCGAACCCAUCAAGAUUGCUGGUCGGAUGGGAUACCGUGUCUCGAGAGUCGCAAGGCAAUCGCCUCAGAACUGGGCCGGGAGGGAAGAUCCCACGGGGAGAGGCGGCGACCCAGAGCCGUACCUCAGCCCCUAUACGGAAGCACCCUGUGGCAAGUGUCCUGUUUUCGAGCUUUGCGAGGACGGUGGUCCUGUGGGACCUAGCAAUUGCGAGUACUUCAAGACGUGGCUAGGGUCUGAUGCCAUCUAG